AGCGAGCGGCGUACGUGAGGCCGUUCGAGACCGCUAGGGGGCGUGGCGCCGGAGGUGUUGGUGCUGCUCCGGUGGCGGCGGAGUCAUGAGCGAGACGAGCCCGGCCGAGCGAUGCGGAGCGCUCAUUACUUGGCUGCAGAUAUUCCAGGUUCCAUCUCCAUGUGCCACAGAGCAGGAUUUGGCCAGUGGGGUCGCCAUUGCCCAGGUGCUACACAAGAUAGAUCCCGCUUGGUUCAACGAAACCUGGCUUCUGCGGAUUAAAGAUGACGCUGGUGACAACUGGAGGCUGAAGAUGAGCAACCUGAAGAAGGUCCUGCAGAGUGUAGUUGAAUAUUCUCAGGAUGUCUUAGGCCACCAAGUCUCUGAACAUCUACUGCCUGAUGUGGCCCUGGUUGCAGAGCUGUCUGACACAGCUGAACUGGGCAAGCUACUACAGUUGGUGCUAGGUUGUGCCAUCAGCUGUGAGAGGAAGCAAGAUCAUAUCCAACAAAUCAUGACUCUAGAGGAGUCUGUGCAGCAUGUUGUUAUGACAGCAAUACAGGAGCUGCUGACCAAAGAUUCAUCGGACACACUGAACUCGGAGACGUAUGGGAACUUUGACAGCCAGUCCCGGAAGUAUUACUUCCUUAGCGAUGACCUCGAAGAGACAGAUGACGUGCGUCAGCGUUGUCAUGAGCUAGAGCAGCAGAUCUCCAUCCUGGCGGAGGAGAAGAAUACGCUGGUGUUGGAGAACAAGACCCUGAGGGAUCAGAAGAACGCUCUGGAGUCGGAUGCUGCUGGCCUCACUGGCAAGAAGUUGCUUCUGCUUCAGUCCCAGAUAGAGCAGCUGCAAGAGGAAAACUUCAGGCUGGAAAGUGGCAGGGAUGACUUCCGAGCCCGCUGUGAAGAUCUAGAGAAGGAGGUGCAAGAGCUGCAACACCGUAAUGAGGAGCUGACUAGCCUGGCCGAGGAAGCCCAAGCGCUGAAAGAUGAAAUGGAUGUUCUGCGCCACUCAUCGGACAGGGUGGGACGGCUGGAGGCCAUGGUGGACUCCUACAAGAAGAAGCUGGAAGACCUGGGUGACUUGAGACGGCAGGUUCGACUGCUUGAGGAGCGGAACACAGUCUACAUGCAGCGCACUUGUGAACUGGAGGAGGAGUUGCGGCGUGCCAAUGCUGUACGCACGCAACUGGAGGCACAUAAGAGGCAGGUGCAGGAGCUGCACAGCAAGCAUGCAGAGGAGGCCUUGAAGGCAGAGAAAUGGCAGUUUGAAUUCAAAAACCUCAAGGAAAAGUUUGAAGCAUUGGUAAAAGAGAAAGAGAGGCUGAUUGAAGAACGGGAUGCCCUCCGGGAAGCCAAUGAAGAACUGCGAUGUGCUCAGGUGCAGCAAAAAUUCCUAAGCCAAGCUGAUACCAUGCUAGAAGAAAUUGCUUCUCCUGUGGACAAUUUGGCUGCUGAGAUCAUGCCAGCGGAACUCAAGGAAACCAUUGUGAGGCUGCAGCAUGAGAACAAGAUGCUGUGUGCACAGGAGUUGUCAUACCGAACACAGCAGGCUGAACUGCAGAGCUUGCUGGAAGAAUCAAACCGGACCAAGAACCAGCUGGAGGCACAGCAAAGACUGUGUCAGCAGCAGGUCUCAGAGCUGAAAGUUCAAGUGGAAGAGCUCCAGAGGGCCCUCCAGGAGCAAGGGAGCAAGGCAGAGGAUUCUUCUCUGCUGCAGAAGAAGCUGGAGGAGCAUCUAGAAAAAUUACAUGAGGCUCAUGCAGAGCUGCAAAAGAAAAAGGAAUGUCUGGAUGAGCUGGAGCCCAAAGUGGAUACUACUACCGCCAAGAAAAUUGAUGAACUACAGCAGUCAUUGAAGAAGAAGGAUGAGGACAUGAGAGCCAUGGAGGAGCGAUACAAGCGCUAUAUGGACAAGGCCUGCACAGUCAUCAAGAAGCUAGAUCCCAAGCAGCAGCCUCAUGCUGUUCCCCUGGAGAUCCAGGCUCUGAAAAACCAGCUACAGGAAAAAGAUAAGAAGAUAAACUAUCUGGAGACUGAUUUUGAGAAGGCAAAAUCUCGACAGGAGCAGGAAGAAAAGCUCAUCAUUUCUGCGUGGUACAACAUGGGCCUGGCAUUGCAUCAGCGAGUCACAGAGGAGCGAUCAUCCACCACUACAAACGUCCAGUCCUUCUUGGCCCAGCAAAGAUUGGCUACCAACGCUCGACGAAGCCACCUGAGCAGGGCUCAGCCCUUGCUGCUUCGAUACACUGGCCCUGACAAGGCUUCUCCGUUGUCCUGAUCUGGCCAAGCUGUUCUACGGCUCUGCUGGUGAAUGUUCACUUUGGGUGUAGUACUCAAAGUAAGUAUAGUCUGUGUCUCAUGCAAUAGCAUCUCCUUGGAGAAAGUCAAGUGUCAAUCUCACUGUUGGAAUUAAUUCAUGCUCUGCUGUUUAAGAUUCCUCCUCUGCCAAGCCUUGGUGCUUUGGGGUGUACAUUGAAGAGUCAUGGGCAGCAGAGGCUGAAUCUUACCUAGUGUAUGCAGACCUGCAUACUCCCCCCCACCCCCGAGUUUGGGUAUCUGGGAUGGGGGAAAUGCGCUGGUUGAUGGGCAGUACCCUUCAUUGCCACUGCUUACCUAUCCUCCUCAAGUUCUGGUUUGUAAGUGGCUUGUGUAUCUUAAAUCACUCCUCCUUUGAGGAUUUCAUCUUUGUGUGCACCAACCAGGGCUGUCCUCGACUGCUGCGAUCUCCCCCACUCUGAUGGAUUCUAUGAAGGUGCUACCAGGUGCUGAGUAUAUAAAGAUGUGGCUGCUCUGAUCAGUCCCAUGUGCAGUUUCAGAGGCAGCACCUUGCCUCUCUUUCCCCUUCCCUGUUUUCCCUGCAGCUGUCUGCUGAGCCUGAGGCACACCUGCCAGAACUUUGGCUGCUGGCUCAUGGCUCCUUUCCAAGAAGGGACUGGACUUGAAAAACAAUCCACACUGAACUGACUUACAAGAGCUUACAGUCCUGCCCAUUAAUAGGUUACAUGCACACUGUCUUCACAGCAAUAUUUUGAGUCCUUUUGUUUCCCCAAGCGUAUGUCUUUUUCCAGCUUGUAUGCCUUCCUUUUUUGGAUUAUGUUUCCAUUCUGGUGGGAAUUGUGAGACGCAGUAUACUUUUUAAACCUGUUCUUUAAAAGUUUUGAUUUUUAGUAAAAAAUCAUAGUUUUAAUGCUGUAAAUUAAACCUUUUGUAAAGCUAUCUUACUGGUCCAGGCAGGCAUCUCUUUAUUUUUCUAUUGAAUAGAUGCCUGAAUUACAAUGAUACAGUGAAAAUGUUGAAAAACUUUACACUACAAAUAAAAACACUAACAUA
Eublepharis macularius is the source of this 3312-nucleotide messenger RNA. It is a transcript of the gene HOOK2, whose product is annotated as hook microtubule tethering protein 2. The transcript has 22 exons. Gene Ontology annotation, biological process: cytoplasmic microtubule organization; cytoskeleton-dependent intracellular transport. The record is from RefSeq and is a predicted model, not a curated record. Gene Ontology annotation, molecular function: dynein light intermediate chain binding; microtubule binding. Lineage: Eukaryota; Metazoa; Chordata; Lepidosauria; Squamata; Eublepharidae. Gene Ontology annotation, cellular component: cytoplasm; centrosome. The coding region runs from base 86 to 2260 and encodes 724 amino acids.